Tuber aestivum (summer truffle) is the source of this 4668-nucleotide messenger RNA. Lineage: Eukaryota; Fungi; Ascomycota; Pezizomycetes; Pezizales; Tuberaceae. The record is from the annotation of a GenBank genome assembly.
UCGCACGGUAGAUACUGGGCUCGCCUCUGUCACGGUACUGUAAUUUAGGUGAUGGAGAUGCGCACUCUAUGGAUGGGGCUUUACGUUUUUUUUUCUUCUUCUUUCCUUUUCUCUAGAUUUCUGGUUAUGGGUGGUUGUAUGCGAGAGGGCGGGGGUGGUGCAGUGCUAUAGUCUACUCGAGUACCGGUCCCGGUUGCACGACAGUGGCGGGUUUCACGUUAGUCCAAGUACCGUAAGUGUUCACACAGGAAAUGGAUGGAUGGAAUGACAUGGCGCAAUUCCUUCCCUCAACGUCCGACAGAGCACCCGAUCUCGGGACGCACGGGCCAUCGCUCGUUGCUUUGCCCGGAGAAAUGGUGUUGGAUGUGAUGAUGAUGAUGAUGAUGGCGAAGAGGGAGAUGGGGGGGAAUUGCGAUCGACGGUAAAUCAUAGAUUCAGAUUUUCUUCACUUAUCGUUAUUAUAAUAUUAUACCACUUGGGACGGUCGGGUAUGCUCGAGUACGAGUACCGGUACGAGCAGUGUGUAAAUCACGAUAUGCGCGGGGAGGUUGGAAGAGGGGGAGGAGGAUGGGAAGCCGCCGGUCGGAAAUGUGCCCUAUCACGAGCCUCACCGUGAUGGAGAUGUGCUUCUGCGCGUGUAAGUGCUAUACCGGCACUGCACAGCACGAUCGUGCACUCUCUCGCAGUCUACUCCCCCCACCGACUGACUAUCUCCGCAGUAUCCUGCCCUAUUAUGUAUCAGUUUGUAGUGAUCUCUCCUCGAGUAAGGUAAUAGCCUUGCCGGCACCCAGCCAGCCAGCCUCGCACCGUAGUUGAGGAGAAGGACACAAUUCGCUCCUUGGGAAUCACCUGGCGUGCUCCCGCUUUCACCUUCCUUUCCCCCUCUCCAACCGGUUUAUAAUAUCUUCAUUCAUUCACUCUUUCAUUCACUCCUUCCUUUCCUUUCUUUUUUUCCUUUUUUUUUUCCUUUCCUUUUCACUCCCUUUCAUCCACUCCUGCUCUACAAGGACUCGAUAGGAGUAGACUAAGUUACCUCCUCCUUCAUUCGUUCCCAAGGUCAUACAGCUGUUUCCGACAUAUUGGGGACCCUGCUGUGCAAGUACCGUACGGUAUUGCAGUGCUCUGCGGCUUCAGGAGCGCCUGCGGUCAAUCUGAACCAGUCAUACAGUAGGAUUUUCUACAACUCAGCCCACUACGAGCACUCCUCCUGCUUGUCUCACCCUGCAGAAGAACUGCGGUCUCAUACACACGAAGCAACCAAACAACCAAACAACCAAACAAGCUAUCGGAGCCUCCCCAGGUUCCCGGGAUUUCUUGGGGAGGGAUCCCCGUGGGUACUUGUGCCUACCCCCCAACCUCCGCUCUGGGGAAAUAACGAAGAGAGCUCGAGGAAAAAAGAAAAAAAAAUAAAGAGAAGAAGGGAAGUUGAGCGAACACGAUACGGCAGUAAAUCUAAGCAAUUGGGUCUGUUUCGCUCUUUCAGCCCUUACGGAAAGGAGAAAGAGGACUCUAUCGCCAUUUCUAGAGCAGGGAGAGAGAAGAGACACUUCCGGUGUGUAAGAUUAUUAUUUUUACUUUUUUUCUAAUAUUUCUUCUUCUCCAUGCUCCACUGGUUCGCAUCCGUACCAAGACGCCUCACAUCAUCACCUUCCCCUCCUUCCUUCUCUUCUCUUCUCUUCCCUCCCUCCCCGCCCCGUUUGCCGUACCCGCAACCCUUAACGGCGGCUGAAGAAUGUCCGAUCAUCACCAACCCAUGCCCUUCAGCGGCUAACACUCUAGCAGGGAGGCGCUAGAAGGAGAAAAAAAAAAAAAAAAAAAAAUCGGGUAUGGUAAGAGUAGCCCAAUUGCCCAUCUAAGCCCAAUUUUUCUUUUUCCUUUUUGGUGGGAAAAAUCUGUUGUUUUUUUUUCAUUUUUUCGUUCCUUUCCUUCUUGCUUCCAUUGGUCCCCGUGGCCUUUGUACCUUCUAGUUCUCGGAUUUAACCUUUUUUUUUAACAUCAUACGGUAAGCUUCAGCCGGGGAGUUUUUUUUUAAAAAACCCCCCAUUCCUUCUUCAUUCUUUCUCGUCUCUUCCACUCUUUGUCACCGCCCAAACUUCUUCCCGAAGGACUCAACAUCCUGGCUACUCCAAUUUUCUUGUUCCAAGUCGGACGCUAUGGCUGCCAACUCUAUAAAGCUCUUGACGGGCAAUAGCCAUCCUGAUCUGGCCCGGAAAGUUGCGGACAGGUAUGUGUCAUUUCUGCUCAUACAACCUAUGGCGGGCCGCACAAUUGGGUUGGGAUGAAAGCAAAAGCAAAGCGAUGGAAUCCGUGCGCAGUUUUUCUAACCAUUUUCAGACUCGGAAUAGAUCUCACCAAGGUUCUAGUCGUGCAAUACUCGAACCAGGAAACCUCUGUCACCAUUGGCGAAUCCGUGCGGGACGAAGAUGUCUUCAUUAUCCAAUCCGCAGCUCCGGGAGAGGUGAACGACGGGCUCAUGGAACUCUUAAUCAUGAUAAACGCUUGCAAAACAGCGAGCGCCCGGCGAAUCACAGCUGUGAUACCAAACUUCCCGUACGCAAGGCAGGACAAAAAGGACAAGUCCCGGGCGCCCAUUUCGGCGAAAUUAAUCGCAAACAUGUUGCAGACCGCGGGUUGCAAUCACGUCAUCACGAUGGAUCUACAUGCAAGUCAGAUUCAGGGUUUCUUUAAUGUCCCGGUUGACAAGUAGGCUUCCUCCUUUCUUCCCCGCUCCUACCUAUGAUACCUGCCUUGCACUUUCUUUUAGGAGGGGAGGACGGUUUGGGGGGGGGGGGGGUCUGGUUCAUCUAGGGAUGGAAGAGAGACUGAAACAAGGCUUUUUUUUUUUCCCCUUCAUCGGUGUCCUCCACAGUCUCUAUGCCGAGCCUUCCAUGCUACAAUACAUUCGCGAGAACUUCAAUUACCGCAAUGCCGUCAUAGUUUCUCCAGAUGCCGGCGGUGCCAAGAGGUGAGCAUCUUUUAAGGUAUUCCUGCAAUUCGCCUACUCUAACGGCAUGGCAGAGCGACCGCGAUUGCGGACCGCCUGGACCUAAAUUUUGCCCUGAUCCACAAGGAGCGCUCCCGACCAAAUGAAGUGAGCAGAAUGGUCCUGGUUGGCGACGUCCAGAACAAGAUUGCAAUUCUCGUGGAUGACAUGGCAGACACCUGCGGCACGCUUGUAAAGGCUGCGCAAACGCUCAAGAAGCACGGCGCCCAGGAAGUUGUCGCAAUUGUCACGCACGGCAUCCUAUCAGGGAAUGCAAUCGAUAGUAUUAACAAGAGCGAACUGGGUAGGGUAGUGGUUACGAAUACCGUUCCACAUGGCGAGAAGAAGAAGCGGUGCCCAAGGCUUCACACUAUUGACAUUGCUGCCACGGUUCGUUCGCAGUAUUUGAUAUUCCCGGGCUAUAUCUGGGAAUAUACGCUAAUGCGUGAUAUACAGCUCGCCGAGGCAUGCAGAAGGACACAUAACGGUGAAAGUGUUUCGUUCCUCUUCAGCCAUGCCCCGACCUAGGGGUGCCCCAUUGAAGAGGAAAAAAGAAAAAAAGAAAAAAAAGUUCAUAAUGUUUAUUAUACUCCCAGAGAGGCCAUAGUUGCGUCUUGUUUGUCCGUUCGUUACUCCUUGUCAGUCCAUUACUCUCAAGGGUGUAUAGCUGCGUUGUCUGGUCCCUAUCUUUCUUUCUUUCUUUCUUUUCAAACUUUCUUUCCACAAAAGGGGCCCCUGCAUCAAAAUUUUUUUAAAAUAUCAUAGAGUCAUAGUCAUCGAACAACAGACGGCACGAGGAUCGAUCAGGGUCGAAAAGGUCGGUAUCUGAGUCAAGUCGUUAUAGCUAGUGUAUGUUAGUUUUUUUUUUUUUUUUUCAGAAAUCGCAACUCACUCUACUUGUACGAAAGCGGGUAAUGAUUUCAACAUCAGGUUUGACAGAGUGCAGUUAGACCUGACCAAUGGUGGUUUAGUGGUCUGUGUGCGACACGUAUGUAUGUAUGCACUGGUAUGUAUGUAUGUCGUGCUUGACAAUGUUGCCGAUUCUCCCGUGCCGUGGGAUGUACUGUACAUACAUAAGUUACAUGUGCCGUCGGUCGAUCGGCCGGUUAGUCGGUCAAUAACAUAACAGUUAGUUACCGUAAGUCGAGACAAUUGAAACAAAACGGGAUUAGUAAUCAGUGGAGAGAGGAGUGAUCACGGGGGGGGCUUUUUUUACUCGGAGAUGGAAUGCGGAAUCGGAUACGGUAAAGUAUGUGAUGCGUCGAAGUGCGAGGAAGUUGUGUGCACGAGUAGAGUAGUAACCGGCAGCCGGCACCGGUACGACAGCUGUCCAUACGGCGGAGCAACGGCCAGUGGCACCGCACUGUACGAGUACGGUAGCGUAGGGCACUUUAUAUCCAAAAGUUGAGUCAAAAACACGACUUUUUCAGCGCUAUAGUACCGUAACAGACACGAUAAAAUAGAGGAAAGGUAUCAUACCAUACAUCCUGUCACUUAUCGUGGUGCCAUCACACCUGUAUCAUAGCCAAUACGGUACAGUACAGCUCAGUACCGGUACCGGUACGAACUUGUAUCAUACCGUAGUGCCCUCAUGUUAAAUUCCGAUAAUCAUUCCCGUGGCCGUCCGCUGUCGCCGGCGACCUGCCCACCGCCCGCCCGCUGGCCGCUCAACUCCCCUCCACAUG